Messenger RNA from Notodromas monacha, 1002 nucleotides. Lineage: Eukaryota; Metazoa; Arthropoda; Ostracoda; Podocopida; Cyprididae. The record is from the annotation of a GenBank genome assembly.
AAUUUUUUCUUGCGUGUUUCGUUUCAGGAGCUUGUGGAGAGAAGUGAUACUGUUUGUAAAAUUGUGUUUGCGGAUUGAAAUAUUAAAAUGGCAGGCGGUUCGCAUCUCGUCGUUUUCGGUGGCACAGGAAUGACCGGGCUUUGCGUCUUGCGCUCGGCAUUAAAAUCCGUUUUGGCGGGCUUUGUUUCGCGGACUUUGUCGACGAGGCAGUUGGAGGUGAACGUAUUGCCGCCGGAUGAACGUGGAGUCGGUGUGUUGGAGUUGAACAGGGCGAAAGCCAGGAAUGCCCUGAGUCGGGCGAUGAUUGAAAACCUGGAAUCCGCCUUGGAGUCCCUGGCAGAAGACACCAACACCCGAGUGCUAGUGCUCAAAAGCGGCGUGCCGGGUGUGUUUUGCGCCGGCGCCGACCUCAAGGAGCGCCUCACCAUGCCGGAAUCCCAAGUGGCGCCGUUUGUGUCCCGUCUCCGCGCGUUGAUGUCUCGCCUGGCGUCUCUCCCGAUGCCGACGAUUGCAGCUGUGGACGGCCUGGCCGUCGGUGGUGGGCUGGAAAUGGCCCUGGCCUGCGACCUUCGCGUCCUGUCCUCGGACGCCACUCUGGGACUCGUGGAGACCAAGCUCGGGAUCAUCCCUGGUGCCGGUGGUACCCAGCGGCUGCCGAGGAUCGUUGGGGCAGCCAAGGCGAAAGAACUCGUUCUCACUGGUCGACUAGUGACGCCGAGUGAAGCCUUGAAUAUAGGAUUAGUGAAUGAGGUCGUGGAGCAGAUAGAGUCGCGGAAUGCGGCAUUUUUGCGUGCCAAAGGUCUGGCUGAUGUGAUGGCGAGUAAUGGACCGAUUGCGUUGCGAAUGGCGAAAAAGGCCAUUGACGAAGGAUCCGAAUUGACGAUGAGUGAAGCCAUGAGGGUUGAAGAAGCGUGUUACGCUGGAGUGGUGCCUACUAAGGACAGGAUUGAAGGACUGGCUGCUUUCCAGGAGAAGAGAAAACCCGUUUUCAAGGGACACUGA